Ostreobium quekettii is the source of this 3186-nucleotide messenger RNA. The record is from the annotation of a GenBank genome assembly. Lineage: Eukaryota; Viridiplantae; Chlorophyta; Ulvophyceae; Bryopsidales; Ostreobiaceae.
AUGCAGAAUUUCCGUUGUCAAGGAGGGGGGUGGGGGCGGGGUCCGGCGGACCCUGCCCAAUCGGCGCCAGGCCGCGCAAGCGGCGCCGAAGCGCUUCCCGUGGCCGGCGGGGCUGAUCGGCCUUGGGGUUGUGUGGUGGGCAGGUUGCCUUGCAUGGGGAAAUUGAGGGAAGAAUUGACGUGCUCCAUCUGCUUGGACAUAUGCACGCGGCCGGUCACGACGCCCUGCGGACACAAUUUUUGCCGCCGUUGCCUGCGAGGCGCGCUGCAAUACAGCAUGAAGUGUCCCAAAUGCAGGGAGGCACUGCCAACCGGAAGCGGAAAGCAUGUGAACACUGUCCUGUGGAACACAAUACAGCUGCUGUUCCCCCAAAUGGAAGAUGCACCUCCCUCACCAGCAACCUGUCGUGGUUCAUUGGAUGGGAACCCCCGUGACUCUACCUCAGCGGACCGCAUUGUCCAGCAAGCUGAGGAGGCUCUGCUCAAUCUCUUCCACACAGUGAGGAGACCCCAGGCUGGCACUGCCCAACCCACUCAGGGACUUGACGAAUUCUUGUCUCGUCUGGAGCUCAGCGACCCGCAAGACCAGUUGCAGGUGGUGUCACCACACUCUGUUUCAGGGAGGCGCAUGAAUCCCACUUUGGGGGAGGGUGGAAUUGCGGAUGACUGGGGGCCCCCUCGCACCCGCUCAUCCCUCUCGCCCCAGCCAGAUCAGCGCCGACGCUCCGUGGCCUCGCAGAUCCUCCCUGUCAGGGGGGACGCCAUGCAGAUGCUGAGGAACACAGUCACCCGCCUGGAGUCCUCAUUUCCAAGGCAGCCACGCUCGCGCACGGUGUCACCGGCCUUGGGCGAUGGCAGGGGCGUGGGGGGUGUUGCGGAACGCCUCCCUUUCGGCGACUUGUCGCCAGAGGCGUUCCGUGUCACGCCCGUGGAGGUCACCUGGGCGCCCCACAGCUCGAGGCCAUCCAGCGAGGGCCAAGAGCAGGGGUCCCAGGCAGAUGGUUCUAUUGAGAGGGCCUGGCAGCGGAGGCGGGAGAGGGUGGGCGACAGGAGGGCAGCCACUGGGAUGGUGAACAUGGCGCUUUCGGACGCAGAUGCCGAGGUGCUCACCAGGCAUGAGGCCUCCCCCCAGAGGAUGCCCGUCGGUCUGUAUCAUUCGGAUGUUGCUGAUGAGGCUCCCGAGGCCCCGCAUCUUCAGAGGAUCGAGAUUGCAGAAACAGCGCCCUCGCUGGACCACAGCCUGGAGCAGUUCCUCGAGCUGAGGAGGGGGAUGGGGAUUCAGGCCGGGGCAGGCUUGGCUGAUGGGGAGCGCUCCGAUGAUGAGUACGUCUUUGGGCCUGAUGGCCCGCCAGCACAGGUGUACCCCUACUCAGAUCAGCUGGGGAGUGGCGCUUUUGUGUCAACGUCCUCUGCGCCCCUGGACUCUGCCAGCUCUGCUGGUGCAAUGGAAGACGAAUGGCUGGAGCUCAGGCGCUCAGAUGUUGAAGCUUACCACAACCUACAGAACACAAGCCCCUCGGGGAGCCCUGUGGGAUCUGAUCCAUUCCCUGGCGCUGUCAGCAAUGGCAUGGGCCAUGGAGUGGCCGUUGAUGAGGGCGCCCAGCUGCGAGGGCCGAGUUUUGGCCUGACGAGGCUGGCGCCAGAGCUGGGGAUGCACCUGAACAAUGGCCGCAGGAGCGCAAACUACGGGGUGACCCUGGUUCCUCUGAGCCCUUCAAUGGCCGCGUCUGACGCCAAUCGGGAUUUCAAUGAGCAUGGCAGUUCCGUGGAGCUGGAUGAUGGCCAGAGCAGCGAUGGGGACAUCGACAGCUCAUCGUCGGACAGCAGUGACGAUGGCUACGAUGUUGGGGAGAAUGGGGUGUACGAGGAGUUUGUGGUGGGGGAUGUGUUUCAGGGGCACAGGUUUUCAAGGGGCCGGGCCCUGAGCCCCUUGGGCGAUUACAGCAACUUCCAUGGGGACAGCGACGAGGAGAUUGCCGACGAGGAGUGGCAGGAUUCCGACGAGGGUGAAGGGGUCGAGUCUGACCUGUGCCUGGACUUCGAGACGUCGCCCGUGUCGGCCGGCGGGUACUACACCUCAGGGGAGUUCCCAACAGACCCCUAUGCGAACAACAGCAGCUCGGCGGAGUUUGCGUCAUUGGAUGGGCCAGCGCAGCUUGCUGAGGAAGUGGUCGAGGAUUCCCCACGGAGCACCCCUCUCCCCAGCAACCUGUGCAGAAUCGCAGUCAGCCUACCCCAGGUGGACACCACUGCUUCAGCUGCCUUCCCCUACAAUUCCAGCCCCAGGGGCCCUGGCACCGAUCCCACCGUUUCCAUGCCAGGCAUGUCCACAGAGUUGCAUGUUGUUGUGUCGGACUUGGAGCAGAUGGCCUCAGACACCUGGGAAGCGAGGGCAGGGAUGGGACAGAUGGGGGUACCGGUUGCCGAGCAGCGGCUGCCCCCCUUGCGCCCCCCCGCCAGCCGCGCUGACGACAAUGGGGAACUGGAGGCGUCCAGCACCAACAGGAGCUGCAGGGCGGAGGGCGGCUGGGGGUCGUCGAUGGAGAGGAGGGGGCUCAGGCCGGGGCACCGUCAUGUCCGCGGCGUGGCGAGCAGCAGGGGGAGGCAACAUGCGCAUGGAACUCAAGUUGGGGGGUACAUAGGGAUGCGGUACCUGCUCGAGGACCCUGCACACGAGCUGGAGCAGGAUGGGUUGGCAGAGAACGCCCACAUGGGCUGUGUGGCGCGCUGGCGCCGCUGCAACAGCAUGCCCAGGCAGGACGUGGGGGCUGCCAGCCACCCGCUAUGCUGCUUCCAUGAGGGGGCCGAUCGCAGGGAGGCCCAGGUCGUGGCAGAGUCAUCGUCCUCCUGCCCUGACAGGCCCAGUGCCUCAGGGAGGCGCAGCGUGCAAGAGUUGCACGGCAGCAGUGGGCGGGGACGCUGUGUGAGGAAUCGUCGGUUUGAGCCUGUGGGUGACCUAGAAGGGAGUUUUGGGGGGGAUGGCUACGAGGGGGACCCAUCAGAGGGGGAGAUGGUGCACCCAUCGGGUUCCGGCAUGGAGUCCGGCGUGGUGCACUCUGACAAUGAGCUGGAGAGCCUGUCCGCCAGUGGCCGGCAAUCGCCGCUGUUCGUUGGGGGAAUGAGGGUCAUGAGGCUGCCCAACCGGAUAAACCAGUUCAUGUCGCGCCUGAGGAGGUACCCCAAGUAG